AUGAAGCAACCAACAACCUUGAGUCCUCUACUGGUGGCUGGGAUGACUGGUACAUUGGCCUUGAGUACUACCUUGGAGGUGCCCAAUUCUAUGGUGGCUGGUGGGCCCUUCGCCAAAGCUAUCCAUGAACAGUUUGAAGCCGAUGUUUGUGAUUGCCUUGUCCAGAGCAACACCAAGACAUUUGCCCAUGCCCAUGACUGCAAAAUUGAUUACUUUGUCCACUUCCCCGACAGUGGUCCCAUUCUCAAGUCUGUUGAUGUUCAGCCUGUCAAGAAGGUCAAGGCUGAGAAGCACCAUGAUGGGCAAGAUGUUGUCAAGAUGGGAACCAUGGUCACCAUUGAUGGAACUUCCAAUGCCCCCGCUGGAUCUCAUUCUUCUGAGAAGCAUGCCCCCAUUUUGAGCAAGUGCAUGACUGAAUCCUAUGGCAACCAGAUGGGGUACACUCUUGAGUCCUUUGAAGUGAACAAGGAGAUUGAUGUCAAGAAGGAUGAAGAACCAACAACUUGA
Messenger RNA from Seminavis robusta, 507 nucleotides. Lineage: Eukaryota; Bacillariophyta; Bacillariophyceae; Naviculales; Naviculaceae. The record is from the annotation of a GenBank genome assembly.